Messenger RNA from Carassius auratus (goldfish), 1153 nucleotides. Its product is annotated as spliceosome-associated protein CWC27 homolog. The transcript is spliced from 10 exons. Gene Ontology annotation, molecular function: peptidyl-prolyl cis-trans isomerase activity. Gene Ontology annotation, biological process: protein peptidyl-prolyl isomerization; protein folding. The record is from RefSeq and is a predicted model, not a curated record. The coding region runs from base 180 to 1136 and encodes 318 amino acids. Gene Ontology annotation, cellular component: catalytic step 2 spliceosome. Lineage: Eukaryota; Metazoa; Chordata; Actinopteri; Cypriniformes; Cyprinidae.
GGAGGAGUGAGGAACUGAUCCUCUCUGGCGGCGUGACAUCUCGCUUGAAAACAUCACUGAAGAAAACACUUCAUAUUUGUCGGACGUGCUUAUUAUGUUCUUGUAAUAUCUGCGUAUAGUUUGUACGUUUGUUAUCAACCAGCUUUGAGGGAAAUAUACCCAGAUAAUACGCAUUAAAGAUGAGCAACAUAUAUAUUCAAGAGCCACCCACGAAUGGAAAGGUCUUGCUGAAGACCUCGGCAGGUGAUAUUGAUAUAGAGCUGUGGUCGAAGGAAGCUCCCAAGGCAUGCAGGAACUUCACUCAGCUCUGUAUGGAGGGUUACUAUGAUGGCACAAUCUUUCAUCGUGUGGUGCCAGAGUUCAUUGUUCAGGGAGGAGAUCCGACAGGCACUGGGACCGGGGGGGAGUCCAUCUAUGGGCGCCCUUUCAAGGAUGAAUUUCACACCAGACUGCGCUUCAAUCGGAGAGGUUUGGUUGCGAUGGCAAACGCAGGGCCUCAUGAUAACGGGAGCCAGUUCUUCUUUACUCUCGGACGGGCCGAUGAGCUCAACAACAAACACACCAUUUUUGGAAAGGUCACAGGAGACACGGUGUAUAACUUGCUAAGGUUAGCAGAGGUGGAGUGUGACAAAGACGAGCGGCCGCUCAACCCACACAAGAUUCGAUCCUCAGAGGUCUUACAUUCUCCCUUCGAUGACAUCAUUCCACGUGAAAUUAAAGUUAAAAAAGAGAAAAACAAAGGAGAAGGGAAGAAAUCACAGUCCAAAGCAACAAAGAAUUUCAACCUGUUGUCGUUUGGCGAGGAGGCUGAGGAAGAUGAGGAGAUGGUCAAUCAAGUCAGCCAGACCUUGAAAGGAAAAAGCAAAAGCAGUCAUGACCUGCUGAAGGAUGAUCCCAAGUUGAGCUCUGUUCCUGUCGUCGACAGUAACCAAAGUGGCGGAGAUGAUUCUGAGGAUGCAGGUGAUGAUUCAGAGGACGACAGCGAGCGUGAAGCAGAGAGAGAGAGGAUCCGAGAGAACAUCUCACAGAAACUAAAGAAAGACAAGACGGAGGAGAAGGCGUCCAAUCCAGACACGCUGAAGAAGACUUCACGCAGGUAUGCCGUUCAUCUUGGACAACCCCGAUCUUGCUUCUGAAUGGUUUAGCUCUAACA